Amyelois transitella is the source of this 1515-nucleotide messenger RNA. RefSeq names its product aminoacylase-1. The coding region runs from base 200 to 1396 and encodes 398 amino acids. Gene Ontology annotation, biological process: amino acid metabolic process. Gene Ontology annotation, molecular function: aminoacylase activity. NCBI's taxonomy places the organism in Eukaryota, Metazoa, Arthropoda, Insecta, Lepidoptera, Pyralidae. Gene Ontology annotation, cellular component: cytoplasm. The record is from RefSeq and is a predicted model, not a curated record. The transcript is spliced from 10 exons.
UGAUGGCAUUGACAGAUGACAUUACAUUGAAAAAAUUUUUUUAACUCAAAAUAUUUUGAUUUGUUUUGAUGUGAGAUUUUUGUUUGUUAAACCAAUUUACCAAUUUAGAAGUAUCAUUAUCAUUGGUUGCUCGUGGCUGUAGUAUGUUUUGGCGUCUCAUACCCACUUUGGACGCCGUGGCGACGACACAUACUCGGUGAUGGCGAAGUAUAUGGAUAAUCCUCCUGUGGCAAACUUUGUUGAGUAUCUGAAGAUCCCAAGUGUCCAGCCUGAUGUUAACUACGAUGAGUGCGUAUCGUUUCUAAGAAAACAGGCCGAUCAGAUCGGCUUGUCAGUGAAAAUUUUCGAGGUGGUGCCCAGAAAGCCUAUUGUGGUGUUGACAUGGCUUGGAAAAGAAACAAAUCUUCCAUCUAUCCUUUUGAACUCUCACAUGGAUGUCGUUCCUGUUUUUGAAAAAAGUUGGACAUAUCCUCCAUUUAGUGGUCACAUCGAUGAUGAAGGAAAGAUCUUUGCUCGUGGUUCCCAGGACAUGAAAUGUGUUGGCAUACAAUACCUAGAGGCUGUCAGAAAGCUCAAACAAGCAGGGAUACAGUUGAAGAGAACAUUACAUAUUUCAUUUGUUCCUGACGAGGAGAUCGGAGGACUAGAUGGCAUGAAGAAGUUCAUUCACACUAGCGAUUUUAAGGCUUUGAAUGUUGGAUUCGCUUUAGACGAAGGCAUGGCCAACCCUGGUGAAGAAUUUAUAAUUUUCAACGGCGAAAGAAGUAUUUGGCAAAUGCACAUACACUGCACAGGACAGCCUGGCCAUGGGUCUCUUCUUAUACCGAACACAGCUGGUGAAAAGUUGAGGUUUAUCAUUGAUAAAUUCAUGGAUUUGAGGGAAGAGCAAAAAAAAAUUUUGGAAAGUGAUCCAAAGCUUACCAUUGGAGAUGUGACUACAAUUAACUUGACUCAAAUAUAUGGAGGCGUACAAUCAAAUGUGGUCCCCGAAAAAUUGACCGCGGUUUUUGAUAUACGGCUGGCGGUCACGGUGGAUCACGCUGAAUUUGAAAAUCGGGUUAAAACAUGGUGUAAAGACGCAGGUGAUGGUGUCUCGUUUGAGUUUGAACAGAAAAAUCCCUAUGUGGAAUGCACGAAAACAGAUGCCUCAAAUCCUUUUUGGAUAGCAUUCAAAGCAGCGGCCGACGAAAUGAAACUGAAAUUAGACCGUCGCAUAUUCCCCGGCGGGACAGACAGCCGCUACGUGCGCAGUGUCGGCAUCCCCGCCAUAGGAUUCUCUCCCAUGAACCACACCCCCGUACUACUACAUGACCACAACGAGUUUCUCAAAGUAGAAGUGUAUCUGAAGGGAAUUGAUAUUUAUGUUAAACUAAUACCAGCUAUUGCUAAUGUAUAAUCUAUAUGUUUAUCUUGUAACCAGUAAGCUCAUAAGAUAUCAUUUAAAUAGUUUUAUGGGUUGUUAUGAUUUAUAAUUUUAUGAUAAGUAAUUGUUUAUGAAGAUAAAAAGAUUGUUUA